AUGCGUUUACUUCCAUCGCCGUCAUCGCCACGUCUGUUGACGUUACUAUACGUGAUUUCAACUUUGGCUGUACGUUUACUGCUCGCUAAUAAUAAUUUACCUUCGGCUUCGGCUUCGGCCGAUAGCGCCGUCACCGUCGCCGCCAGCGCCAGCGCCAGCGCCAGCACCACCGCGCGACAACUGCCGCCGCCGCCGUCGCCGCCGCACAAUCAACGCACUCGUUCUUCACAAGUGGAUACAGAUUCGUUGCCGAUGGUGUUGCUGUCGAUACAAGAAAACUUGCACGACAUAUCGCAAAGGCAGAAGCAAGAUUUCAGCCUGUUACGCGUUGCUAGUGAUAUGGAUGUGAUCAGUCAUCGUUUGAAAAAUGUCGAAGAACAAAUAGCCAGAGCCGAGUCGUACAACAAAAUGAGAUUCGAGCAACUAAUCGAAAGCACCAUGAAAAGCGAGUUUCUCAUCGAUCAGCUGACGCGACGCGUUGAAAAAAGUUUCCAACGCAUAGUCGACCGUUUAUCCGCAGCGAGAGCGGGAGCGGGAGCGGGAGCGAAUAGUUUUGCGGAAAGAACGAAUGAUAUUCACCAGGCGAAUUUGGAUAAAGUAAAGCCGCAUGAUUACGCGACAACUCGAUGGACACGACUUGGUUUCAGCAACAGCAUUAUUACAGAAACGGAGACGGAGACGGAGACGGCGGCCAGUAGAAUGAGAAUAGAUCCGUCGUAUCCGACAUCACCCCAUUCAGAUCCAGCCCCUACACCAGCACCACCAGCAUCAGCAUCAGCAUACGCUAACGUCAGUGCUGCUGCUACUACUACUACGACGACGACAACACAGUCAUCUUCAACUGUGGGCGAUUUUAACCAGCAGCAGCGGCGGCGGCACGAUGCGAGCGUGCCAACUCUAAAGUACGUGACCAACGGCAGCCACAGCGAUAUUCUCAAAGCGUCGAAUGAUUCGAGCUCGCCGCAAACCGUUUCUUCUCCCGUUUCGGAUCAGCAGCUUCUCGGACUUUCUGACGUGCAGCAAUUCGUUGAAAACCAAGCCGAUAGAGUACUUUCUGCGAUGGACGAGAAGCAUAGUCGGCUCGAACGACAAAUGGCAUUUUUAAAAAGCUCCUACGAAGAAUGCGUUAAUUUGGCUGACGAAGUAUACCUCAAACUGAGCGACAAACGAUUCGACGCGACCAACUAUUUCGACAACGUCCUGGAAUCCUUGGUCGCGCAAAUCAAUUCGCACAACCUUCAAAACGUGCGCACGUUGGAAAUGUCCGUCAAGAAUAAUAUGGACGCCGUGUUAAACCUGCAGCGUGCCUUCGCCGACAACUGCCGCAGAUUGCAACUCAACGAAGACCAAAUCGAGGACAAAGUAAUCGCCGUUUUACAAAGUCUAGUCGAUUACUUCGAUAACCGAACCCAACUCGCCCAACGCCGUCGCUUUCUAGAUCGAAAUUAUCUCAUUCGAGAACUGACCGAAAGAAACUCGUAUCCGGCGCCGGCGCCAGCACCAGCGCCUGCUGCAGCUGAAACUGAAUCAGAAACUGAAACUGAAACUGAUAUCGUCGAGACUGAAGCUGAUCAAACUCAACCGAUCGUGAAUACGGAACAAUCGCGCGAUAGCGAUACUGCUACGCACAAAAUGCAGCUCGACGAAGACGACCAAAGUUGCAGAGAAAUGACGCGACCGUCAGUCGCGCUUAUUUCACCAUCAGCUGGGAAUGCGUCGUCGGUUAGUGAUUCUAAAAACGUAUCGAAAGUGAUAUUUGUACCGAAAACUGGGCUGCUGCCAACUGGUGGUGAUACGCCCGCGGCCGCGGCCGCGGCCGCAGAAUUGAAGGCGUGCGCCGACGACAGCGGCGGAAAGACGACGCAACGAGAUCAGUCCGGGCUAGUACUCGUUGAUUUGUACGGUGCUACGAGUACCACUGACUCUAAAUGGGACUCGGAAACCGAAUUCGACAAAAAUCAACUCUCAGAUCGAGAGCCCGUCCAAGAUUUUUCCUCGUCCAGCGAGCACGAAAACGGAUUCGACGUCGCAGAUGACCCGGAUAACUAACUACGUAACUCCUAAAACCGUGCCGCGGGCCGUGCCCAUUCCCGGCACGAGUUACCAGCGCCGAAAUGUUUGUCACGUUAGCUUACCUCGAGUUUAGCGUUCGCUUGGAAUAUAGUCAUCGCUUUAUGGCCGAGUUGCGAGAAACACGAACACAUGGUCUCCAAUUUUUUGCGAAUCGUGUACAUGAUAUCCGUUUCAUCUCCGUCGAAUUCUCCUACAAACAAUUAAAUACGUACACACGUGAA
Molecule: messenger RNA, 2294 nt
Organism: Planococcus citri (citrus mealybug)
Lineage: Eukaryota; Metazoa; Arthropoda; Insecta; Hemiptera; Pseudococcidae
Exons: 9
Coding region: 1-2049 (682 amino acids)
Source: RefSeq, a predicted model, not a curated record